Messenger RNA from Plasmopara halstedii, 3276 nucleotides. RefSeq names its product calpain-like protein. Gene Ontology annotation, molecular function: calcium-dependent cysteine-type endopeptidase activity. Gene Ontology annotation, cellular component: cytoplasm. The coding region runs from base 1 to 3276 and encodes 1091 amino acids. NCBI's taxonomy places the organism in Eukaryota, Oomycota, Peronosporomycetes, Peronosporales, Peronosporaceae. The transcript has a single exon. The record is from RefSeq and is a predicted model, not a curated record. Gene Ontology annotation, biological process: proteolysis.
AUGGCUAAUUCUUCAACCCCACCCAUUGCAGCCAGAAUUAACGAAACAGGCCUAUUUGGCUCAACGUCUACGACCAAUGCCACUCCGGCUGUCCCAACGCCAUCGGCAGCUUAUGGAGCAAGCUCGAGCCUGAAGACCACAGCUAGCGUGGGCUACAGCCCGGCAUACACUGCAACGCCUAUUCCGACUGCAACUUCGGCUCCAUCGUUGGUAAACAAUCCGUACACUUCGCCUGCUUCCUCCUCUGCGUAUGACCCUUACGCCGCACCACAGACGCCAUCAACACCCGUUGAGCCGCCGGCUUCAGUUGGAUUGGAGAGCACGUCUCAAUCAAGUAGCAAUAUCAGUAAAUUGCUUGCGAAUUUGUCAAUUAAUGUAAAACAUAAACAUGAAGGUGAACGAGAUGAACCAGAUGGAAACGGUCAGGGAGUGUCUAUUCGACAGGUUGUGCGCGCUCGCAACAUGGACUCUUUAAGCACAAGGCUAGAAAUUUCUAAUGCCGUAGAACGCAACCGUGUCAGUCCACAAGAGCGCAUUGAAGGCUACAAUGUAACCAAGGUGAACGACAUGAUUACUGUUGUGCAGAACGAACGCGCUGAUCCAGUGGAAGAGCGGUAUUACAAUCAGCGCACACUGCCAGACAAUGAUGAUUGGCUACAUAUAUUGCGCAAAAAUCGUCAGGCGGGGACGAAGUUUACGGAUCCCCAGUUUCCGCCUGACGCGUCAUCAAUAUUUCGAGAUACAAAUAAUCCAAAGUAUCCGCAUCUUCAUGAGUAUGUUCGAAAGUGGAAGCGCGUGACGGAUUUUUUUAACGAAACGGCAUACGUGGAGAUUACGAUGUUAGACGACGAGAAGAAACUUGUGUGUAGUAUGUCGAUCAAAAAUUCGGUGGAAGCAGAAAAUAUCUUGCAAGUGAUUCGGCAAACAUCGACAAACAUUAACGUAGAAUUUUUACGAAUUGCUAAGGAAGCUGUGACCACGGGCGUCACAAAGCGUAAGCGCGAUCACAUGCUGUUACUUACGAAAAAUAUGAUUGUACAUAUGAGUGAGUAUGUGCAGGAUGGAUUACAACGGUUUGAGCUCAUGUGGGAAAAGAGUUUCCUUGAUCAUUACAAACCACUUGCAUUUUCCAGUGUGGGAGAAGGUUCGGGCUAUCGUGUCGAUGGUACAGAGUCUGGAAUCGUGUCGCGUGUCUCGGUGUUAGUACCUGUGUACUUUCAUGCUCAAGGCACUUGUCUCUUUGAUCGCUCGCGCGAGUCCAAAGCUGCCAGCCGCAUUUCGGGCGUUGGUAUAAGUCCCGGUGACAUGCGCGUGGGAAGGCUUGCUGACGCGUACGUGUUCGGUGCAUUGUCUAUUCUAUCGACAUCACAGCUUGCUUUGUCACAAGUUUUCCCACAAUUAAGCGACGACAUGAUACGUCCAGAACGAGUAGAAGUCGGCUCAGCAUUUCCUAAGGAACAACAGUACAACGAAGAGGGCGUGUACGCUGUAAGAUUUUGGCGCAACAAUCGCAGCCGCGUUGUAGUUGUUGAUGACUUCAUACCAUGUAGUCAGUACGGCAAGCCCGUUUUCGGAUCCUUCACCGGCAGCAGCGACAAGUUUGAAAUCUGGUCAUUGUUGAUCGAAAAGGCAUAUGCGAAACUUCACGGUGGAUACGAGGCAAUUGUUGGUGGACAAGAAGGGUACGUCUUGCAGGAUCUGUACGGCGGCGUUCCUAGUCGCUACACGCUUCACGAAAAGUGUCAAAAUGAGGAAGCUGCGUGGCAGAUGAUGAUCAGUGCGUUACAAGCGGGUUCUCUUGUAGGUUGUAGCAAUGAAGAUAUGACAGCAGAAUUGCCCAAGGGGCUUCGCAAGACCGAUGCUUAUGGUAUCAUGAAAGUGGUAGAACUUACGUACCAGGGCACAAACACUCGUUUAAUUCAGUUGCGCAAUAGCUGGGGCAUUGGAACGCAUCAUCAGCCAGAAAAGUGGAAGGGCCCAUGGUCUAACGAAGAUUCAAAAUGGUACAGUUUUAGUCGUAUGCAAAAGAUUGAGUGUGGAUUUCAAUUUCGCGAGGACCACACAUACUGGAUGGAUUUCAGCGCGUUUUUCUGCUUCUUCACGACUAUUAUCGAGUCGCGUAACUUAUACAAUUUUCGAUCUGUUCCAGAUGGAAUUGGUAAUCCUGUCUCACCAAGUCUGAGUAUCCACAUCGUGUCAGGUGAGUGGAAUGGUAUCACUAGCGGCGGACGAGACGCCAUGCACUUAAAUCCACAGGUGCAACUCUUUUCGCCAGCUACCAAUGGCUGCAAUCUUAUCAUCCAUUUGGAACAGCCAUCUCGGCGAAUGAAGAUGGAAACGGAGUACACAUCUUAUAUCGCGCCAGUUGUCGUCAAAAAUGGCGUGCGGCAACAGCGCAAGAUCGAUCUUUCGCAGGACGUGUUCGCUACAGGUACCUUCAUUUCCAAUCGCAGCUGCGUCUUGGAGCUCCCGUUGACGCCACCUGAUGGUGACAAGCCGUUUGUGAUAAUCCCUGCAACUUAUGAUGGCCAUCUGCCAUUCCAACUGGGCUACUCCAUGACACUCUUUACAUCCAAGCCGACGGCUGUGUUGCCCGUCUCGGACACAGGCUCACUACCCGUAUGCUGUAUAUGCCAAAAAGCUCUCUCUGGCACCUUCCGUACAUUCACGCAUGAUCAAGAGGGACAGAUUAAGAUUGAUCGUGUGUGCCAGGGGGCUUGCGUAGAUGCGUAUCGUGAGCGUAACACUCCUGUUUGUGUGGAUUGCCACCAGCGCAUUGAAGUAGUGGAGGGACGGUUCUCGGGGCGUAUGUUUAGCCUUCCUGAUGGCUCAUGUGUUCACGCCGAGUGCAUUGAUGCGUAUCAGAUCCGUACGUCUGAAAAGUGCAUCCACUGCGGCAAUGCGAUUGCUGCUAUUCCUGGCCGGUUCGACGGCAAGUAUUACCAGGUUGCCGGAGGCAAGUGCCACGGAGAGUGCAUGGAAGCAUAUCAGCUGGCCACUGCGCAACGCUGCGUGCAAUGUAGAGAGCCAGUUGUCAAACUAGCAGGCAGGUUUGAUGGUCGCUUUUACAAGAUUGAGGGUGAGCGCCUUGUUCACUAUGAGUGCUGGGAGCAGUAUCAGCAGUCAGUGGCCCCCAAGUGCGUCCAUUGUGCGCAACCAAUUUUACAGAUUCCUGGGCGUUUCGAUGGUCGAUUUUACGAUUUGGCCAGUGGUGUUGGCAAAGUGCAUUUUGAGUGUUGGAAUGCGUAUCAGACAGUUGUAAAUCCGACAAUGUAA